AAAGAAUUUUAUUUGAUCGUAAUUACCUAGCAAUAUGAAAAAAUUAGAGAUACUUAUUCCGUGCUCUGCAAACUAUACUGCUUUGACACCAAUCAGUUUUCUAGAACAAGCGGCCACUAUCUUCGGUGAUAAUAAGGCCUCAAUCAUUUAUGGUGACUACGUUAGAUUUUCUUGGAAGCAAACCUAUCAAAGAUGUCUCAACCUAGCUUCUUCUCUCCUCAGCUUUGGGAUUUCCCAUCCUCAUCAUAUUGUUGUAGCUUUGGCGCCAAAUGUUCCAGCACUCUAUGAGCUACAUUUUGGUGUUGCUAUGGCAGGUGCUGUUCUUUCUGCACUCAACACCAAGUUAUUGGAUGUAACAACAUUACCCCAAAUUUUGGAUCUAUUGGAAACCUGCAAAAUCAUAUUUGUGGACUAUCAGUUCUUUGAUUCUGCCAUCCAGGUGUUUGAAAUUAUCUCCCAAAGAAAAUGCAAGCCACCACCCCUCAUUGUCCUAAUCUCUGAUGACUAUGAUCAAAUUCCAUAUUCCCCAGUGAUGAAUAAUGUGAGUAUCCUACCAAAUACCUUAAGUUACAAUGAUCUUGUUGCUAAAGGGCACGCGGAUUUUGAGACUUUUAGGCCAAGCAAUGAAUGCAAUCCUAUAUCAGUGAGUUACACAUCAGGCUCCACAGGGACUCCUAAAGGAGUUGUUUAUAGCCAUAGAGGUGCCUACCUUAAUUCAAUUGCGGCGAUUUCUCGUUUCAACUUGAAAUCAAGUUCAGUGUUACUAUGGACAGUUGAUAUGUUUCGCUGCAACGGUUGGUGCCUUGCUUGGGCAAUGUGUGCUGUUGGUGGCACCAAUGUUUGCCUCAGAAAUGUCUCAGCAAAAGGGAUAUUUGAUGCCAUCCAAUUUCACAAAGUGACUCAUUUGUGUGGUGCACCAACCCUUUUGAGCAUCAUUGCUAAUUCAUCCCCCAAUGAUCACAAACCUCUUCAAUUCAGGGUAAAAUUCAUAGUUGCAGGUGUGCUACCACCAGUUCAAAUCCUCAACAAGGUAGCAGAACUUGGAUUUGAUGUUAACAUCGGAUAUGGAAUGACAGAGACUCUGGGCCCUGUCAUUGUAAGACCGUGGAAACCCGAUUCGGAUAAUGAAGAUACAAAGCUGAAUUAUGGUGAAGGAGGGCUUCCAAGCUUCAUGAUGGAAGUAGAGGUUGAUGUGAAGGAUCCAAACACCAUGAAAAGUACCCCUCAUGAUGGAAAAACCAUUGGUGAAAUCAUGUUCAAAGGGAACACCCUAAUGCUAGGGUACCUUAACACGCAAGAAACCGAGGAAGCUUUUAAGAGUGGAUGGUUCAAAACUGGGGAUCUUGCUAUUAGGCAAGAAAAUGGUUCCAUAACAUUGAAAGAUAGAGCAAAAGAUAUUAUAUAUUCAAAUGGAGAAGCUGUGAGUUCAUUAGAGGUAGAAGCAGUGUUGUUGAGUCAUCCAAAGGUUUUGGAAGCCGCUGUUGUUGGAAAAUAUGAUGAGUGCUUGUUUGAUUCAUCACCAUUUGCAGUUGUGAAAUUGAAAGAUGGAUGCAGUGCCACUGUUGAAGAAAUCAUCAAGUUUUGUGAGGGUAAGUUGGCCACUAAAAUGGUUCCUAAGAGUGUGGUGUUUGGGGAUUUGCCUCUUAACUCAACUGGGAAGGUACAGAAGUUUCUUAUAAGAGAGAAGGUCAAGAGCAAUGGAUUGUGAAAGAGAGGGAUAAAAAAACUAUAUCUUAGGAAUAAAUCAAUAAAUGUUAUGUAACACUAUUGCUUACCUUGUUCUAUGUUGAUCUUAUACUAUUGAAAUGAAUGCUAAGACUUAAAGAAGUAGAUU
Arachis duranensis is the source of this 1834-nucleotide messenger RNA. RefSeq names its product butanoate--CoA ligase AAE1. The record is from RefSeq and is a predicted model, not a curated record. NCBI's taxonomy places the organism in Eukaryota, Viridiplantae, Streptophyta, Magnoliopsida, Fabales, Fabaceae. The coding region runs from base 35 to 1708 and encodes 557 amino acids. The transcript is spliced from 2 exons.